AUUGCUGUGAAGGGUGGGAGUCUGACUUCCAUCGUGCGCCCGGAAAUCAUUCUCCCCCCAGCGAUCCUUGAAUCAUCUAGUACUCAAUCUCAAACUUUUGAUCCUAUUGAUUUACUUGAACAUGUUCGCCCUUGGAUAGCAUUUAUGGGGGAUGAUGCUAGCUUCAAAAGAUUCAAAGAAGAGCUACGGAGCGCCGCAGAUAACCAAGAAGUAUGGCUUCAGAUGAGCCAAAAGCGUCAUUUGAAAUCUCUCGAUUCCACAAUGCUUGAAUGGGAGCAAUCCAUAAUUUAUGGACAUCCGACACAUCCACCUGUGACGCCAGCAGAUAUACAUCAAAUGCAGAGGCCUAAGAUAGCUAUCAUCUCAGUGCCUCCAGCAGAUGUCCGCGUCACUAGAGAUUUCCAAGGACUGAUGCAGCCACUAUUCGAACGACUUGGGAUACAACAUGACCAAAGUGGGAGGGUCCUCAUUCCCUGCUUGGAGCAGCAAUUACCAAUCAUAGAAAGCCACUUUCCCAACAUGGCCCUCUUGCAGAUAGUUGAAGAUUGUGCAAAUGCCCAGGCGUCAACAAGAACAUUGACCUUGGACCCUGAGCUUGAAUUUCCAUACAAUCUGAAAAUGGCUCUCGCUUGUCAAAUAACAUCUGCCAUUCGGACUGUAACACCCUGGACUGCCUGUGGGGGGCCAUUCAUCUCAGACAUUCUAGCGACACUGCUCCCUAGCAACUUCUGGGUGUUCAAAGAGGUAGCAUCAGUGACUGGAAGUCAGAAGGAUUUUGACAUUGCACGUCACAUCUCUUGUGUGAUUCGAGAAGACCUGGAGCCUCGGGCAAAGGCCAACGGAGAAACACUUGCAGUUGCUGCUGCAUUGCAAGAACGAGUUUUUGGGAAAGACUCUACAUAUCCCGAACUGCUGAUGGGUCUCAAGACCGUAGAUCAAAAGUUAGAAUGGUUUGGCCACUAUAUCAGGACUUUGUUUAACGUCUCCCUCCCACCAGCUAUCCUACAUGGCAUCGGCUUGGAACUGCACCCCCAGAACACAGCGGUGCGGAUUAACCUGCAGACCGGGAAAGUAAGUGGGUUCGCUAUUCGCGACUUUGGCGGCAUCAGACUACAUGGUCCUACUCUUCGAAGCGAAGGGGUAUCUCUCGAAUGGGAAGUCCCUGACAGUGGAGCUGUGACGGAUGACAUUACCUACGUAUGGGACCUGGUCAGCCACACUCUCAUUCAAUGCCAUGUAGCGGGUCUUCUUUAUGCACUAGGACUGGAUCUGUAUAACGGAUGGGAACUUGUUCGCGUAUCGCUCUUUGAGGUGUUGAAUGGAAUCGAUCAUCCUAACAGCAAGGUCUUGUAUGACUAUCUGACCAGGGAAACCAUGAAGCUCAAGUGCUUUUUGGGCAUGAGAUUCCAGGGUGUUUAUCGCUCGAAUAUCGAGACUGAGGUUCCGAAUAUUACACUCUCUUGA
Messenger RNA from Aspergillus steynii IBT 23096, 1464 nucleotides. RefSeq lists its product as uncharacterized. The transcript is spliced from 5 exons. The annotation marks the transcript as partial. The record is from RefSeq and is a predicted model, not a curated record. Gene Ontology annotation, biological process: siderophore biosynthetic process. Lineage: Eukaryota; Fungi; Ascomycota; Eurotiomycetes; Eurotiales; Aspergillaceae.